GAAUAUGUCUCUUAUGAUUUGUUGUUUAUUUUCCAGGUUAUUAUCUAAAAAUUCUGAAUGCAGAAUGGUUAAAAUCCCAAUUGAAGGGAAGUGAAACAAAUCUUGAAAAACUCCUUUGGAUAAAAAAAUGUGUAGUAGUAAUCACCAAAUCAGACUGUUAGAAUAGUUCAAGGGACAAAAAUGCUUCUUCACUUGGGUUGUUUGGUUUGUUGGUUUUCAUAGAGACCCGGAGAGCCAGACAAGGUAGACUCACAUUCUCUAUUGGAGACCUCAAUUGCUUCAUACCCUUCAAAAAUUUUGUUCUUUUCUUUUGUGAGUCCAGUUUGUUGGUUUCUUACAGUAUCCUUUUGAGAUUUCUGAGCAUCAUAGUGGUUGUCUUGGAGGGGUUUUAGGUUUUAGCCCAAUAGCCACCUUGUUUCCGUGCUCCAAAACUACCCAGCAGCUGUUAUUGAUGGCGGCGGUGGCGGUGGUGGUGGUACUGGCAUUAAUGGUGUUGCAGAACUAGAAAUUUCAAUCUUCUAUUAAAGAAGGCUUUGAGGUGGUUGAAGCGUUUGGUUCACAAUUCAGUUUUAUUCUCUCUGUUCAUCAAUUGUCAACCUUGUCUCCCAAAUGGGUUUUAGUUUCUUUGGUUUUGUGAUCAUUCUAUCACUGUUCUUCAAGCAUUUGGCUUGUCAACAGCCUAACACAGAUGAGUUUUUUGUCUCUGAGUUCUUGAAGAAAAUGGGUUUAGCCUCUUCUCAAAAUUACAACUUUUCUGGUGAUGAUGUUUGUUCAUGGCAUGGUGUGUUCUGUGAUGCCCAGAAAGAGCAUGUUACUAGUUUACUGGCUUCAGGCUUAGGCCUCUCCGGUGCCAUUCCAGAAAUCACUAUUGGAAAGCUAACUCAUCUUCAAUCUUUGGAUCUCAGCAACAACAAAAUCACAGCUUUGCCUUCAGAUUUUUGGAGUUUGGGUUCACUCAAGAGUCUCAAUCUGUCAUGCAACCAGAUUUCUGGGUCUCUUUCCAACAACAUUGACAAUUUUGGUUUGCUUGAAACCGUUGAUCUCUCCAGCAACAAUUUCUCCUCGGAAAUUCCGGCAGCUAUCAGUUCACUCAAGGCAUUGAAAGUUCUUAAACUUGAUAGAAAUGGAUUUCAAGGGAGUAUCCCAUCAGGAAUUCUGAAUUGCCAAUCAUUGGUUUCACUCGAUCUCUCUUCAAACCAGUUAUCUGGGUCUUUGCCACAUGGCUUUGGUGCAGCAUUUCCUAAGCUGAAAAGCUUGAACCUUGCAGCAAAUAAGAUCCCUGGCCGGGGCACAGAUUUCGCAGGAAUGGAAUCUGUUUCAACCUUGAACAUUUCCGGAAAUCUGUUCCAAGGUUCAGUGAUGGGUCUGUUCCAGGGGAUGUUGCAGGUGAUUGACCUGAGCAAUAACGAGUUUCACGGUCACAUUUCUCAGGUACCAUCAAAUUCUACCUUCAAUUGGUCUCAUUUGGCUUUUCUAGACUUGUCUGAGAAUCAACUUAGUGGAGAAAUGUUCCAAAUUUUGAAUCAAGCUCAGAAUCUUAAGCAUCUUAAUCUUGCAUGCAAUAGAUUUACUAGACAGAAAUUUCCACCAGUUGAACUGCCCAUGGGUUUAGAGUAUCUUAAUUUGUCCAAAACUAGACUCAUUGGCCGUAUACCUAGUGAAGUCUCUAAACUGAGCAAUUUGCAUUCUCUUGAUCUUUCGGUCAACAACCUUACUGGUCCAAUUCCAUCUUUGAGUGUCAAAAACCUUGAUGUUGUUGAUGUUUCACACAACAAUUUGAGUGGACAAAUCCCAGCUUCUCUCUUACAAAGACUCCAGUCCAUGGAGAGGUUCAAUUUCUCUUACAACAACUUGACCCUAUGUGCUUCGUGGUUAUCCCUCAAGACCUUACAAUCAGCAUUCUUUGGUUCCCAAAACAGCUGUCCAAUUGCUGCUCAGCCAGUACUUUUUAGAAGAAGAGCCAACAAACACAAGCUGUUAGCUCUUGCUCUGGCUUUAACCUUCUCAAUGAUCUGCUUGCUUGCUGGGCUGCUAUUUCUAGCCUUUGGUUGCAGGAGGAGAUCCAGAACUUGGGUUGUAAAGCAACCUUCAUACAAAGAAGAACAAUCUGUUUCAGGUCCAUUUUCCUUCCAAACUGAUUCAACCACAUGGGUAGCUGAUGUUAAGCAAGCAAACUCAGUCCCAGUAGUGAUAUUUGAGAAACCAUUGCUCAAUAUCACAUUUGCAGACCUCUUGUCUGCAACUUCAAAUUUUGAUCGGGGCACUCUUCUUGCGGAAGGAAAAUUUGGUCCUGUUUAUAGAGGAUUCUUGCCUGGUGGAAUUCAUGUAGCAGUUAAAGUAUUAGUCCAUGGAUCAACAUUGACAGACCAAGAAGCUGCAAAAGAGCUUGAGUAUCUUGGUAGAAUAAAACACCCAAAUCUUGUUCCUUUGACUGGAUAUUGCUUGGCUGGGGAUCAAAGGAUUGCUAUUUAUGAUUACAUGGAGAAUGGUAAUUUGCAGAACUUGCUACAUGACUUGCCCCUUGGUGUUCAGGCUACUGAGGACUGGAGCACUGAUACCUGGGAAGAAGAUAACGAUGCGAUUCAAAAUGUUGGCUCUGAAGGGUUGUUGACAACUUGGAGAUUUCGACAUAAAAUAGCACUUGGCACAGCAAGAGCACUGGCGUUUCUCCAUCAUGGUUGCUUCCCUUCCAUAAUUCACAGGGAUGUUAAGGCUAGCAGUGUCUAUCUUGACUUAAAUUUGGAGCCAAGACUAUCUGACUUUGGAUUGGCAAAGAUUUUUGGAACUGGUUUAGAUGAUGAAAUUGCUCGAGGGUCACCUGGGUAUAUGGCACCUGAGUUUUCUCAGCCUGAGUGUGACUCGCCAACACCUAAAUCAGAUGUUUAUUGCUUUGGAGUUGUUCUGUUUGAGCUAAUCACUGGGAAGAAGCCAAUUGGGGAUGAUUACCCUGAUGAGAAAGAAGCAACUUUGGUGAGUUGGGUCAGAGGACUGAUAAGGAAGAACCAAGGAUCAAGAGCUAUUGAUCCUAAAAUCCGUGACACAGGACCAGAUGACCAAAUGGAGGAAGCCCUCAAGAUUGGUUAUCUCUGCACAGCUGACCUUCCCUCCAAACGACCAAGCAUGCAGCAGAUUGUUGGACUUCUCAAAGAUAUUGAACCAAAAGCUCAUCAAUGAAAAACAAAAUCAAGUUGGUCCUUCUGCCUUUUUUCUUCUCUGAAAUCUGUUCCCCCCCUCUUUCAUUUUUUGUGUUUUGAGUGCUAUGCUAUCAUGGGAAGAAAUGUACAGUAGUGGUUAAAUUAUGUUUCUAUGCACUGAUGUCUUUCUUUUCAACCUUUCCAUUGUUGAUGGCAUCAAGUGUUAGCUUAUAUAACACGAGUUCGAUCUUUAAAGAUAAUUUUCUUGUCUGCUAGAUACUCAUCGAGUCUUGUCUUUAUUGCAAGUCACGCUUUUAUUUCUCAGAUGUUGAAGCAAAUUCCAUUUUUUGGUGUAGCAAGAUGCUCGUGCUUUACUUUAUUCACUUGUAUGCAGUGGAAGUGGAUGCAGUGGUAGUUGGGAGCACCUUAACUGGCUGAGAGCACCAUGGACCACUAGUUCAUCAUUAACGUUAGUGUAGUUUUAUCUGGAAAGAACAAUGGAAGAGCUUGCUUGUUACAUUUUUGGCCUUAACAGCGGUGAUUAUGGUUAAAAUCAUAAAAUAUGCAAAGGAGCAGAGGUGUGACUAUGACAGAUUCCCACCAUAAUGUAAUCAUACAGCUUGCUAAAGUUAAUAAUUUAACAUUGGGUGCAUGUUAAUGAUGAUCUUCAAAUGGGGGUGAAUGCCAACCUCAUGAUUGAAGGGUUCUGCGCCUUUUUCCAAAUAUAAAAUGGUAAGGUCGUA
Messenger RNA from Rubroshorea leprosula, 3877 nucleotides. Lineage: Eukaryota; Viridiplantae; Streptophyta; Magnoliopsida; Malvales; Dipterocarpaceae. The record is from the annotation of a GenBank genome assembly.